CACCCCGGCGUCCCUGGAAGCUGGGAGCCCGGGUGGUGCUGGGGAAGCUGCGCAGAGCCGCGAGCUAGCGCCCAGAGCCUCCUGGGGUGGGGGACAGAUUCUGGGAUUGGCAGGAGAUGGAUGAGGACAGUUAGGGGAUCCUUCCCCACAACUCCGUGGCUCACAGUGAGGGUCAGGCCUGGUGGCAUGCACAUCUCAUCAGGUUUCAUCUGAUCUGUCGGCGUUCGAGCCCAAACCAAUCAUGGCCGGAAGACCCAUCCGCAUAGGAGACCAGCUGGUUCUGGAGGAAGAUUAUGAUGAGACCUACAUCCCCAGUGAGCAAGAAAUUCUUGAAUUUGCCAGAGAGAUUGGUAUUGAUCCUAUAGAAGAACCAGAGCUGUUGUGGCUGGCACGGGAGGGCAUUGUGGCCCCACUGCCUGUGGAGUGGAAACCAUGCCAGGACAUCACAGGUGAUAUUUACUAUUUCAACUUUGCCAACGGGCAGUCCAUGUGGGACCAUCCCUGUGAUGAGCACUAUCGGAACUUGGUGAUCCAAGAGCGGGGGAAGCUGUCAACUCCUGGGGCCAUUAAGAAGAAAGAAAAGAAAAAGAAAAAGGAAAAGAAAGACAAGAAGGACAAAGAGACCUCCAAAAUUCCCCUGGAAACACAGCCUGAGCAGGGACUUCUGCCUUCUUCCUCCUUUCUCCGUGGCCCAUCCCCUCUCUCAGCACCUGGGCUGGCUAAUCUGGACCUAGACCAAGAGAUGCAGGCUAGAAGUGGGGGCUCCUUUAAGAAAGGGAAGAGCCCACGUAUGCUGGCUGACACCCCUAGGUCUCUCACGGGCUCCCUGCCCAGCAAGCUACAGCCACUCUUCAAGGGCCAAGCUUCCCGAACCCACCAGAUCUUUGCCGACGUGGAGGAAAUCUUAGGCAGGGCCCCAGCCCACUGCAGGACAGAAUUAGGUGAUCAGCAGGGUCUGGAGAAACCCCAGCAGGCGACAGAGAAAAUCCACCUGGGGUUUUCAGACCCUGAAAUAGAAGAGCUGGAAAUGAGGACCAGACAGCAGAAACCUGGCGCUUUGGGCCCUGACCACAGCAGGCCCUUCCGGAAUGGGCAGGAUGCGUUAGAGAGCAGGAGCCAGGCCUUGGUCCACUCGAAGUUUUCGGAAGCCCUCGAGGGCCUGCAGCUGAAAGGGGAGCAGCACAGCCAUAACAUGGCCAAGCGGAGCUCCACUGGCCCCGGGGGGGACAAGGGCCAGAGCCCCAUUCCCUCGCCGUCCCCUGAGGAGGAUCCCUCCCUGUCCCUUUGUUCUUCUGACCCUAUGCUGCCUGCCAGGAAGAGCAAGCCGUUCUUGUUAAUCAGCAGCCCAGCCGAAGACCAGAGCUGGCAGGGCGUCUCUGGGGAAGGGGGCAGCAUGGGCAGGGGCAGGAGGAGGAGAGAGCCCCCGGGAUUGUGGAUGGGGCAGGUCUCCAAGCUUGUCCACAAGGACGCCCGUUUGGGCAGCAAGAAAAUAGAGCCCGAAGACCCUGAGGCUCCAGGGGCCUCAGCCAAAGGUCCACCUCAGGGGCUCUUGCUAAUACCCCCUGAUACCCUGCUCUCAGAACCAGCCCAGAGCGCCCCUGCAGUCCCCUCGCAGGCCCCUCGAGGGUCUCCUGCCAGUGAGAAGACACCACCCCCAGGCUCUCUGGAGCCCCCCGAAGAAGACAGGAGGCUGGGCAGGUUUGGGCCUGACUUGGAGAGCAGCAGCAGCAGCCUGGCUUCUCACCUUGGCUCUGAGGUCCUGGGGGAGGUGACCAACUUCCCGUGGGACCUGCAGAGCUCACGGGGAUCUGAGCGGGGUGUGGGUCAGUCAGGCCCCGGACCCAGGGAGCAGCACCCCAGCCCCUUCCUGGCGCCCCAGUUGUCCCACAUGCAGAGCUCUGCUGAAGAGCAGUCAGAGAGUGAAGACUACUCUGAGGACCAGAGGUUCUACCAGCACAUCCUGCAGAUGUUCAAGCUCUCCAGGCGGCUGGAGGGCCCGGGGCUGCCCGAGAGCACACGGGAGAGCCCACGCAGAGACCUUGCCAGCAUGGUCUGCCACCUGGCAGCCGAGUCUGCCAGGAUGUCUAGUGAGGGCGAGCACGAGGCCAUCAGAGCAACGGGCUCCAGGUUUCUGUCUUGGGGGCCAGAGGUGCGGGAGCGUCCUCAGAAGGUGGCCGGCGCCCUGGCUGAGCAGGAGGCCUCUCAGCAAGCUCGUUUCCAGCCAAGCAGCAGCCCCCUCAGUCAGGGGCUGGUCAAGCUGAGUUCCAGCAGAGGGCUUGCUACAGAGCCAGGCAAGAUGCAGCUUCUCAACCAGGCCCUGGGCUCCCCGUUAGCCCCCGUCCACAUUCCUCUCAGGGGUCUGGCCCCGUUAAGGGGCCUGGUGGAUGCCCUGCCCUCUGCUCUUCGUGGAUCUCAAAGUGUGAGCCUGGGGAGCUCGGUGGAGUCUGGUCAGCUUGGAGAACUCUCACUGCCUUCACAGGGUCUCAAGACUUCUGCAUAUACAAAGGGUCCCCUGGGCUCCAUCCAUGAGGACAAGAAUGCUCUCAGCCUCUUGGCUUUAGGAGAGGAGACCAAUGAGGAGGAUGAGGUGGAGAGUGACAACCAGAGUGUCCGAAGCUCAAGUGAGCUUCUUAAGAACCUGUACCUGGACGUCGGGGCACUGGGGGGUGACUUCGAGUAUGAGGAAUCUCCAAGAACAAGCCGGCCAGAGGAGAAGAAGGAUGUUUCUCUGGAUUCCGAUGCUGCCAGCCCCCCUACUCCUGGCAAGCUCUUCAGCCAAGGUGCAGAUAACAGCCCGAGCAGUGCCGAUGGCCAAGGGCAACAGGGAAGAGGGGCAAGUCGGCUCCCAGAAAAAGAAAAGAAUGAGAAGAAUGAUCCCGGGAUGUCCAGGAGUGUGGCGGACCCCGGGGGUGACCCCGCGGGCGAUCAGCCUGCCAAAGCCAAUACAAAAGAGGCACCAGAGGACCCGGUGGAUGCAAGAGAGGAGGGUUCCGUGACGGAACAGGCAGCAAAGGAGCCGAAGAAGGAGGCUUCCGUCCCAAAAGAGAGCAGAUCAGAGGCGAGCGAAGAGUCAGAGAUCAGUGAACACACGAAGGAACUACAGCCCUCAGACUCCACUGCUUCUGACCCCAAGUCCCUUCUUGGCCUGGACUUUGGUUUCCACAGCCGGAUCUCGGAGCACCUGCUGGAUGUGGACAUGCUGUCCUCUGUCCUGGAUGGAGCCCGCCGGGAGGCCCAGAGGUUGGGAAGAGAAGACAAGGAUGCCAGCCAGUCCAGCCAAGAUGAGCUGCAGAGCAAGAAGUCCAGAGGCUCGGAGAGGUUACCUCCUCCUCUUCUGCCUGGGGAGCGGCUCCAGAGUCCCCUUCACAGCCAGGCCGCGGAUGAAGGGCCUCCGCGGCCCCUGGAGGAGCAGCUGGAACAGAAGGGAGCAGAGGGGCCUGGGGAGGGCUCUGCAGGCAGCCCCACGCCCCCUGGUCCCCCGCAGAGGGAGGAGAUCCCAAGCCCACCUGCCGCCCACGAGCGGGGCGAGGAGCAGUGCUCCCAGGCCGAGGGGCCGGGCCCUGGGCAGGACGAGGCCGAGGGGCCCGAGGAGAAGGUGGCGGUCGGCUCCACCCUGCCCAUCUCUGCAGAAGUAGAGAAGAGGGCAUGCCACGCCAGGUGGGGCCACAUGGGGAAGGACCAGAGUUGGUCAGGAGGCCGAAGAGGCGAGAAGGAAGAGCGUGACCCAGAGCCUUUAUUGGGGUGUUCGUGGGAAGCAGUGGGCGAGACGGGGCAAUCUACAGAGCCUGCGGCUCCCCCAGAGCAGCUCUCAGAGGCUGCACUGAAGGCCUCGGAGGAGGUGGUGGCCCAAGAACUCGAGCGAGGGCAGAGGUGGCUCCUGGAGUCCAAGCAAGAGAAGAUGCAGCGGCUGCAGGAGAAGCUGUGGCAGGAGGAGGAGGCGGAGACCCUGCAGCUUCACCGGCAGAAAGAGAAGGCGGUGCUCAGUUCCCUGACGGAGCAGCUGCAGAGAGCCACCGAGGAAGAGGAGAGCCUGGUGACAGAGAAGGAAGGCCAGAGGCUGUCCCGGCUCUGCGCCCAGGUGCAGUGCAGCGUGGAAUCGGAUGAGGACCAAAUCAGGGCCGAGCACGAGGCUUCCCUGCAGAGGCUGCGAGAACAGCUGGAGUCUCUACAGAAGGCUGAGAGGGCCAGCUUGGAAGAGAGAAACAGGCAGACGCUGGAGCGUCUCAGGGAAGACAUGGAGGCUUCGGAGAAGAGAGAGCAGGCCUCCCUGAACGCGGAGAAGGAGAGGGCCUUGCAGCAGCUGAGGGAGCAGCUGGAAGGGGAGAGGAAAGACGCGGUGGCAGCGCUGGAGAGGGAGCACAGGGCGGAGCUGGAGCGGCUCUCUUCCUCGCUGGAGGCCAAGCACAGGGAGGUGGUCUCCAGCCUCCAGAAGAAGAUGGAGGAAGCUCAUCAGAAAGAGGAGGCCCAGCUGCAGGAGAGCCUUGGGCGGGCAGAGCAGAGAGCUCAUCAGAAAGUUUACCACGUUCUUGAGUAUGAGCAAGAGCUCAGUGGCCUCCUGAGAGAGAAGCGCCAGGAGGUGGAGAGGGAACACGAGAGGAAGAUGGACAAGAUGAAGGAGGAGCAUCAGCGAGUGGUGGCUGAGGCCAGGGAGCAGUAUGAAGCCGAGGAGAGGAAGCAGCGGGCCGAACUCCUGGGGCACCUGACGGGAGAGCUGGAGCGCCUGCGCAGGGCCCACGAGCGGGAGUUGGAGGCAGCGAGGCAGGAGAAGGACCGGCAGCUCGAGGACCUGCGGCGGCGGCCCCGGGAGCAGGAAAGGAAACUCCAAGAUUUAGAGGUGGAGCUUGAAACCAGAACCAAGGACGUCAAGGCCAGAUUGGCUCAGCUGGAUGUCCAGGAGGAGGCCGCCCGGAAGGAGAAGCAGCAGCUCCUCGAUGUGCAGAGGCAGUUUGCGCUGGAGAGCGAGGAAGCCGCAGCCACCCAUCAGCACCUGGAGGAGGCAAAGAAGGAGCACAGCCACCUGCUGGAGUCAAACCGGCAGCUCCGAAGAAUCCUCGAGGAGCUUCAGGCCCGCAAAUUGGAGCUGGAGUCCCAGGUGGAUUUGCUGCAGACCCAGAGUCAGAGGCUGCAGAAGCGUGUCAGUGACCUGGAGGCCAAAGCUCAGAGGAAGCAGGACUCGUUGAAAGAGCUGGCGGUAGAGGAGGGUAAUGCUUCCCCACGUUUUGAGCCUGAUCUCCACAUUGAGAACCUGAGGAAACCCCUUGGGACGAACCAGACUAAAGAGGUAUCCUUUUCCCUCUCCCAGAGCAAGGAGGAGACCGACGUGUCCUUGGACAGCGCCCGGCACUACCUCUCUGCCGAGGGGGUAGCUCUCUGCAGCGCCAAGCAGUUCCUGGUCCGGCAGACGCGCUCCAUGCGGAGGCGGCAGACAGCUCUGAAGGCCGCCCAGCAGCACUGGUGCCACGAGCUGGCCAGCGCUCAGGAGGCGGCCAAAGACCCGCCAGGCACCAAGGCCCUGGAGGACAUGUGCAAGGACCUGGAGGAGGAGACCAGACACCUGGAUGAGAUGAAGUCAGCCAUGCGGAAAGGCCAUGACCUGCUGAAGAAAAAGGAGGAGAAGCUGCAUCAGCUGGAGUCUUCUCUCUGGGACGAGGCUUCAGAUGAAGACACUCUGAGAGGACCCCCCACCAAGAAGGUGGUGACCUUUGACCUCAGCGACCUGGAAGACGAGAGCAGUGACAGUUCCGAAUCCUGCCCCCUGCCUCACAUCGGCCCGACCCCGAGUCCCACUUUCCCCAACAAGAUCCACUACCUGAGCAGCUCCCUGCAGCGGAUCAGCGGCCAGCUCAACGGGGUCCUCAGCGUGCUAGGCAGCCUCAACACCCAGCCUCCGCCGCGUUUCACCUCCACACCCGCACCGCUCCCCACCCAGGCCUCCGGGAGCACCCCCGCUCCCUCCUACCCCUCCCUGGCCCGGGUCUCAGCCUCAUCCCCGGCUCCACCCACGUCCACCCAGUGGGCCUGGGACCCAGUGCUGGGCCCCCGGCUCUCCUCCUCCGUGUCUCAGACCGUGGAUGACUUCCUGGUGGAGAAGUGGCGCAAGUAUUUUCCAACUGGCAUCCCGUUCCUCAGCAGUGGCCCUCCCCCCCUGGAAAACAGGCUGGGGUAUGUGUCUGCCAGUGAGCAGCUCCGCCUCCUGCAGCGUCCCCCCUCCCAAGUCCCCGAGGUGGGCAGCACCAACUUCCAGGACGUGAUCAAGACUCACCGCAAGUGGCUGGAACAUUACAAGAAUGACCCCAGGUCAUGUCUCUUCUCCUCGGUGCCCAAGCCAACGGCUGGUUCCGACCUCCUGCGGCUGGGCCUGGAUGAGAACAACAGACUGAAGGUGUAUCGCUACUGAGGCCCUGAGCCCUGAGCCGGCAGGCAGCCUGGCCUCUCCUGCGUCCAGACCAAGUGUCCGAGUUGCUGCCUGCAACUUUACUCCCUCUGAUGAUGAUAAAGCGUUCUCCCGUCCCCUCUUUGCUGCUUGCCUCACUCAGAACCUAGAGGAACCACGGGGAACCGGUGGCGUUGGGGCAGGGUGGGGGAAGGAUGGUAUGACCAGAAACAGUAAGCCGCCUCCCGAGACCAUGUAACACAUCUCGGGCUGCCCUGUGUGGCUCCUGCGGACUGGCAACACUGACGUGACGUGGCGCGGCGGGGACAGGGGGACCUUCAUGAGAAGGUGGCACUGGAGGAGCUGCCUCCUUCCGAGGCCAGGGGACUCCUUUGGAGCGGAGUUGGUCUCGGACCUGCAGGGCCUGCUUGGCGCGCCCAGGGUCACGUGUGUGGUCCUUAAUUCGCCAGAACAAAGCCCCCCCGGCGUGUCUGUACCCUGGGACCAGGCCCCAUCUCUCUAAUACCUCAGCCAUGUAGAGAUCAGACUUUUUUUUUUUUUUUUUUUUUUUAACGUCCCCUUUCUUUCUUUAGUGUUCUCUCUCCUUUUGACUCUCUCAGUAUUGGGCCCAGAGCCCUGCGGGAGGUGGCUGGAGGCUGGGCCCAGAAGUUUUGCUGCCUGUCUUCCCUCUGCUGGCCCUGGGGCUGACCUCAGGAGCACUCCCUUCCCCUUCCCCAGAGCAUCCCAGCUAGAUUCUCAGGGCUCAAGUACCCAACUAUCAGGAAGCUAACAAGCCAUAGGAAAAGUCCGGGAUGGCUCUGGUCCUCACCUUGCCUUUCUCUUCCCGGACCACCUUGGGUCUACACGUGGGUCAUUUCCAUCUGUCUUUUCCAGCUGUGCCACCGCCCACCCCAUCCCCCUUCCACCCCUCAUCAGAGCUUGGAGACUUGUUCUGAAGGAGGUGAGGGGCCUGGCCUUGGCAGGGAGGGAUCAAGUGCCAGUGGGAGCUGCUGCCAUUCUGGCACAGCGUCCUGCAGCCCCACCUCCCAUCAGUGGGCUCCUCGGGGGACAUGCAGGGGAUGUUCAGCAUCUGCCCAUUGUUUAAACACAAUGCCCCCAUUUUCCUUGUCUUGAAAGCUGUGGGGUUGCCCUUGCAUCUCCAGUGCGUAGAAACCAACUCUCCACAAUCCCACCCUCGUUCCUCUGUCAUGGGGUAAGAAACUAAGAUCCAGUUGGCUUGUCUACCCCCAGACACUUUUUCGGCAUCAGUCCAGGGCAUAAAACAUCCAUUUUGUUAUUUGGUUCAUUCUGUGUGCUUUGGGAAUAGCUCAUACGUUACAACCAACUCUGGUGACAAUCCUGUGUUUUUUUUACAUCAAUUAAAUCGCUGCA
Messenger RNA from Mesoplodon densirostris (Blainville's beaked whale), 7765 nucleotides. RefSeq names its product centrosomal protein 164 (gene CEP164). Bases 242 to 6397 code for a protein of 2051 amino acids. The record is from RefSeq and is a predicted model, not a curated record. NCBI's taxonomy places the organism in Eukaryota, Metazoa, Chordata, Mammalia, Artiodactyla, Ziphiidae. The transcript is spliced from 35 exons. Gene Ontology annotation, molecular function: protein binding.